AAUUGUAUGUAAUUAUAGUCUCGACCCGUACCGUCUGGCGAGACAAAAAUAAUGAAGAUGACUUGUAAGAUUGCAGUAGCUCUCUUGUUCUUUGCUGCUUUGGCUGGAGGACUUGGCAAGGCCCCUAAACUAGCUCCAUACAAUGUGGACAAGGCCCUGCUGUCUGUGUCCGGCCUCUCCUCUGGUGGGUUCUUUGCAGUCCAGUUUCAUGUGGCAUUCUCUGCAACCAUCAUGGGAGCCGGAAUAGUGGCAGGAGGCCCAUUCUUCUGUGCACAGGAUAACCUUGACAUAGCUCUAUCUGCUUGCACCAAAUCCCCUGAGCUCAUCUCAGUGGAUAAACUGAUAGCAAUAACCUACACCACAGCUCUGGGUGGUACCAUUGACAAACCAUCUCACCUCAGCAGUGAUCGAGUGUACUUGUUCUCUGGGAGCCUGGACUCUAUAGUUAACCCAGGAGUGAUGAAGAAACUAGCUCAGUACUACUCCAGCUUUGUAACGAAAGGAGACGUGUAUUCCAUGUUUUCCAUACCAGCAGAACAUGCAAUGGUUACUGACAACUACGGCCAUAACUGUAGUGUGUUCUCUUCACCUUUCAUCAACAACUGUCACUUCCCUCUGGCCUACGAUAUCUUGAACCAAAUCUACCAAGAUGUCCAGCCUGCAGACCACAGCCUCGCAAACCCCUCAAAUCUAAUGGAGUUUGAUCAGUCAGAAUUUUUUGCCGACCUUCCCGGAGCAGUGGAUAUGGACAGCACUGGAUUUAUCUAUGUACCCACUAAAUGUCAGAAUAAGACUGUUGUUUGUAGACUACACGCUGUGUUUCAUGGCUGUCGUCAAGGGAGAAAGUACGUAUCUAAUGAAUAUGCCCUUCAUGCUGGAUACAAUGCAGUGGCAGAACUGAACAAUAUUAUUCUACUUUAUCCGCAAGCGACCAACUCCACAUAUAACCCUAAAGGUUGCUGGGAUUGGUGGGGAUAUACAUCGACUGCCUACAGCUCUAAGCUGGGACCACAGAUAGCUGGAGUUAAGCUAAUGCUGGACAGAAUUGUGUACUAGCUGUAUAUAGUGUGUGUGUGUGUACAUGUGCAGUGGUUAUCCUUGCGUUCUAUUUGCUUUUAUCCGUAUUCAAUUUUAAUUAUUGCGUUGUGCGUUGCAAUUAUUCAUUAUUAGUGACACGUGA
Molecule: messenger RNA, 1180 nt
Organism: Halichondria panicea
Lineage: Eukaryota; Metazoa; Porifera; Demospongiae; Suberitida; Halichondriidae
Product: poly(3-hydroxybutyrate) depolymerase-like
Exons: 7
Coding region: 52-1056 (334 amino acids)
Source: RefSeq, a predicted model, not a curated record